CUUUUAUAUACAUAGCUGCCGGCUUAGGGUUGUCGAAUCGGAGAUAUAGGUCACUGCACAGGCUAACGUUUACAGCCAGAUUCACAUUUACUUAUUAUAGGAAACCUCAGUUGAGAACUACUUAUUCCGAUUUGCCAGACAAGCGUGGGGCUUUUUUGACUUUUCUCAAUAAGAUAUAUACUCCAUCAUGAGCAUAGUUACGUUCUUGGAGCACACGCUCUCCGCGAACGACAAUGACCGUAUCCAGGCCACACAGUACCUCGAGCAAGCAGCUGAGGCCAACUUGGCUGAGUUAUUAAAGGCUCUGGCCGAGGUGAUACAGAGUGACAAUGUGCCGGAAGGGCCCAGACAAGCCGCAUGUAUUAGUUUUAAAAAUCACCUCACAAGCAAGAACGAGACCAAGAAGCAUUUUAAUCAACAGCGAUGGUUACACCUUGAGGCUCCGGUGCGAGCACAUAUUAAGAACAUAAUCCUGCUAUCACUCAAGACACCCAACACCCGAGUGGGUGCCCAAGCCGCUCAGGCGGUGAGUGCUAUCGCACAGGCGGAGUUGCCCCAGUCGCAAUGGCCUGAGCUGAUUCCCAGUUUGCUGCAGAACUGCACCGACCCACAGUCCCCCACACCCACAAAGCAGAACACGCUAGAGACGGUAGGGUUUAUCUGUGAGGAGAUCGACCCUAUGGUGCUUAAGCAGUACUCUAACGAUAUACUCACGGCGAUUGUGAACGGUAUGCGCAAGGACGAGCCAAGUAUGGAUGUGCGCUUGGCCGCGACCCGAGCGAUGUUGAACUCGGUGGACUUUGUGAAGACAAACAUGUCCAAUGAAGCAGAGAGGAAUUACAUCAUGCAGGUCGUAUGCGAGACCACACAGACACCUGGCAACGUACAGCUGCGUGUGCGUGCGAUGGAGUGUCUCAACCGUAUCGUACAGCUAUACUACGAAUUUAUGAAGGUGUACAUGCAGGAGGCUCUGUUCCAACUGACACUGCAAGCCAUGAGGGAGGACGAAGACGAGGUGUGUCUGCAGGCCAUUGAGUUCUGGUCCACGGUGUGCGACGAGGAGAUGGAGAUUGAGAUGGGCAUGUUGGAUGCCCAAGAACGUAGUUACGAGCCAGAGAGGGUCAGCCAAUACUAUGCGCGAGGUGCACUCCCCCACCUGGUAGCUAUUCUGACCGAGUUGCUGUGCAAACAGGAUGAGAGCGAUGACGAUGCCGAUGCAUGGAACGUGGCGACGGCGUCAGGAGUGUGUCUGUCUCUGCUGUCUAACUGCUGUCGCUCAGAUAUUGUAGCGCCCAUGCGUCCCUUUAUUCUGGGUAACAUCACAAACGCCUCGUGGCACCAGCGUGAGGCUGCUGUGCUGGCGCUGGGAUGUAUCCUAGAGGGUCCCGAUGAGUCGCAUCUGGAGGACAUAGUGAGCUCAUGCAUGUCUGUGCUUACACAGCUGAUGGCAGACCCGAAGGUACAGGUCAGAGACACUUGUGGGUGGACUAUCGGACGCGUGUUCGAGUACCUGCCGCACGUUGUGCUCUCCGAGAAUACGAAUAUGAAUCCCCUUAUUCAGGCACUUGGAAGUGCACUGCAAGAUGUCCCGCGUGUGGCCAACAAUGUGUGCUGGACGAUCAAGGCCUUAGCCGAUGCCGCGUAUGACACAGCUUCUGCACACUCCGAUUCCGAUGACGUCGAGACGUACACACUAUCCCCAUGCUUCGAGAGCUUGGUGCAGGAGCUGUUGAAGACCACAGAACGUCCCGACGCCAACAACCAACUUCGUGUAGCCGCGUACGAGUGUCUCAACACUGUAAUUCAGACGGCACCAAAUGACUGUUAUGCUUAUAUCAUUCAAACCACUGUCAGCAUCAUGGGACGAUUGGAGAAGGCUUUGUUACCACAUGACCAGCUGCACAGCCAGGACAAGCAAGUGCACACCGAAGUUCAAGGUCUGCUGUGUGCUUCACUCUGUGCACUCAUCAACAAACUACAUCGUGAGGAUCUGAUGAAAAUCUCUGAUCAGGUGAUGCAGAUCCUGUUGGUCAUGCUACGCACAACCGACGCCCAGGGUGUGCACGAGGAUGCGCUCAACGCAAUUAGCGGUCUUAUCUCCCAGUUGGAAGAGGACUUUGAGAAGUACAUGGAGCAUUUCAAGCCAUUCCUAUUGGCCGGUAUUGUGUCGAGCGACUACGCGAUUGGCUGUCAGAGUGUGGGUAUGACGGGAGACAUCGCUCGCGCCCUGGGUAGCAAUGCACAGAAGUACACUGACGAGCUCAUGAAUCAGCUGUUACAGGCUUUGAACAUGUCUACCUUGCCCCGCAAUGUGCGACCGGAUAUUCUGUCUGCAUUCGGUGAUAUUGCUACGAGCAUCGGCCCGUCUUUUGAAAAAUAUCUGCCUUUCGUCAUGCCCAUCCUGGUGGACGCGUCGAAUGUCCCUGCGCCACAAAACCAGAAUGACUAUGAUGAGAUCGAGUACGUCAACAUGUUGCGCGAUAGCACACUGGAGGCUUUCGCCGGUAUCUUCGUUGCGAUGAGAGGACAUCCAGACACUGUCAGCCAGUACGUGGCACAUGUGGCCUCGUUUAUGUGCAUAUGCGCUAACGAUGUUAACCACACCGACACGAUGAUUAAGGUGAUCAUCGGCAUUCUAGGAGAUUUGACGGACAUGUACGGAAAGCAGAUGAAGCCCACACUUGAACAGGCUUGGGUACAGCCUGUCUUGUACAAAGCCUCUAAGAGUAAUUGCUCACUGACGAAGAACACGGUUGAGUGGGCUGGACAGCUGAUACAAAAGGUUCUCAGGGAGAAUUAGUAUUUAUAUCUUUAUUUAGCAAAUACGCAAGUCAACCACCUGCGUGCGUCAACCUGGGACGUGCCGCUAGGAAUUGGCUGUGAAAUACAUACAUCAUCUUUAUCAUCGGCAUGCACUCCCGCCUCGCACAUACGCAUCCACCUCCUGCUCAUUUCUCACCACAAAAUAUGUAGUCGGGUGUAGAUUAGUCUCUGCCCCGUGUUUCGCAUCCAACAGACCGUACCAUUCCACGCGCACUAGAGUAUAUAUGAACAUAGCCCCGUUACUAUACCACAUACACAUGGUUCCGUUAGUUGCGCUCACUCUCUAGGCUCCAGUGCUGUUGUACAGUUGCCUCUUGAGUUGAACGGCGUUAGCUUUCGCCACAUACACGCCAGUGUAAGUCUCGCUCAAGUUGUGAUUGGGAUGAGAUGAUAAGUACGAUGUAUGCUGGAGGUUUUUACGUUGAUAGUCGAGAACUUCUUCGUAACCUUUUACAUUGUAAACGGAUUGGACAACCUGCAGUCAAGGCAACCGUUCUUACCUUUGUGUUUGAACUGGUAUUUGCUGAGUCGGUACAUGCAUACUUCGAGGCUAACAAGACUGUUGGGAUUGUGAGCUAUAGUAUUGUCGGUUGCGAUACGAUGACAUAUAUAUAUAGUCUCCAAUGCAAUGUAUGGUUUAUGGGGUUUGCUUUGAACACCGUGACCCAUGUUUGAUAGAAGGUGGAUAGAAUCAACAAAACAACAGUAGUGGACAUAAGAGUAUUCUGUGAGACUCGGACCACAACUGCUGAAGGCGAUUUGUAGUUUUGAGAAUGCACACAAACAACCCCCGCACGCAUCGCACGCACACGCACGCACGCAACUGAGCUAACAAACUAAAAGUAGGCUAAUAGAAAGUAUCGUAUUCUUUUCGAAUUCGAUUCGCUUAAAUUACGCCUGCAUUCAUUUAAAUGUAACUGCGAAGAGACAUAUGUAGUAACGCAGUUGUGAUUAAUAAAGGGUGAGAUUCCCUUGCAACAGAAACCUCCGUAUUCUUUCCGA
Sphaeroforma arctica JP610 is the source of this 3825-nucleotide messenger RNA. RefSeq lists its product as hypothetical. Gene Ontology annotation, biological process: protein import into nucleus. The record is from RefSeq and is a predicted model, not a curated record. Gene Ontology annotation, cellular component: cytoplasm; nucleus. Gene Ontology annotation, molecular function: nuclear import signal receptor activity; small GTPase binding. Lineage: Eukaryota; Ichthyosporea; Ichthyophonida. The transcript is spliced from 7 exons. The coding region runs from base 188 to 2800 and encodes 870 amino acids.